Messenger RNA from Podarcis lilfordi (Lilford's wall lizard), 27293 nucleotides. Lineage: Eukaryota; Metazoa; Chordata; Lepidosauria; Squamata; Lacertidae. The record is from the annotation of a GenBank genome assembly.
GUGGGCGUUGUAGUUUCCCUUCUUCUCCUCCCAGCGCGGUAUCUUAGAGACGGCCGUUGGCGGCUGGUUGCCGCGGUUUCUUGUCCCGCGAAGCCGGAAGCUGGAAGGCGGGCUCGUUUCGGGGCGGAGGGCAGGCUUGGCGUUGCCAGGGGCCGGGCCGUGGCGGGCGAGGAGCGCGUCCCGCUCGGCUGUGGGCGGCGGCGGAGGAGCCACCUGGCUGGAGGAGGCGGCGCGCAUCUUGCGCUCCCUGAGAAGCGGGGACGGCGGCAGCCUUGAAGGGGAAAGAGGCCGAGAGACGCUCACAAAAGCAGGAGGGUUGCCAACUGACCGGGAAGAGGAGCCGAGCGAGCUGCCUCGGCCUGUACGCCUUUGAGCGGCGUCUUGUUCUGCAGAAAUCAGCAGGUGAAGGAACGCCCCGUGUUCUCUUUGUUAAACGUGUUUUAUGCCUUUAUGCUUAUCUUCUGUAGGUUUCAUUUGUUUUAUAAAUAAAAUAAAAUAAGAAAUGCAUAUAUAAAGUUGCCCCUGACAAAAAACUGGUAAUCUUCGUUUUAAACAGUGCUUCACGUAAUGGUCAUUCUCUUUGAAAUGCAUAAGGAUAAUAAUGUUUUGGUAUUUUAAAUGCUUAGUUCCCCCUGCGAAAGCAUGGCCUCUUUAAGAAUUAAACCCAGAAAUGGUAUAUAUCAGGCCUUUUUUAUUUGAUGGGUUUUUUGUGUGCUGUGAACUACUGUAGUUUGUCGGUGCAUCUAUGCAAGGGCAUUUUUUGUUGGAUGCUAGUUUAAAAACAUUUUAUGUUGUGUGUUUCAGUAGUUUCUUGCAUGGGAGUGUUUAUUGGUGGGUGGCUUUAUAGAUGAUUAUUAUUAAGAAUAAUAUACAAUAAUCAACCAAAGCAGCAUUUAAAAAGCAACCCAGACAGAUAGAAUAUAAAGUAAAAAUAAUAACUCUGCAAUAUACAAUGCAAUUGUAACUGGUAUACACACAAUAGGUAUGUGCCACACCUGCUCAUGGCUGAAGCAGGCCAGUUCUCUGCUCUUAAAGGCAGGGACCUAUUCAAGAGUUAGCAACCUGAGAAGGAGGUUGUAGUUGGUGGUCCCUUUAUUUACUUGACAGGACAACUGGGGCAGAAUUUGCAUUAAGAACUGCUGGGAACUUUCAUUUCUGAGUUUUGCUGCUGUUUAUCAAUAUUACAGUUCUGUGUAAUUUUUCUAUUAUUGCUGUUUUUAACUUUGGUGUUUUUGGGGGAAAGGUUUCUUCCUGUUUCUACUGUAAGCUGCUUUAUAGUUCUUAUGGAAAAUGUGGGGUGUAAAUGUUAUCAACAUUUCCAUAAUUCAGUGGGUCUUGGACUGAGUUUGGAUGGUGUGGCUUGUGUGUGUAAGUACAUAAUAUGUGGAAGCAGGUUGAAAAGUUCCAUGAAACAGGGGGAAGUCUUCAGAGACCAAGAUGUAGGGUAGGUUGAGUACCUGCAUACAGGAUUCCCCCACUGAUUCAUUUUAGAUUUGUGCAUACUGCACAUGUCCCCUCUCAUCCCAAACUGUUUGCUUCGUUUACGUACGUGGUUUUUUUAAAGGAAGAAUUGAAGACAUCUUGUCCUGUUUCCCUCUUUCUAAUGCCAUUGUUUUCCUCUUUCUAACGCUAUUGUUGGCUUGGUGCCCCGUCCACAGAUCUUUGCAUGCGUGCAAGGAUCCCUGUGCUUUCAGCUGUGGAGCAGCGAUGGUGCUGAUUUGGGAGGGGCCUCAGAAGUUAGAAUAUAUUGAUAAAGGUGUGAGAGAGCUAGGUUUGAGGGAAGCUGUUUUAAUUCUAAUUGUGAGGGAUGGAGUCCUAUUAUUCGGUGGGAAAAUAAUGGUACUCAGCACAUGCUCAGAGUCAGUUCUCUGAAGUAUUACACUUGUUUAAAGCCUUGAUUGGAAAGACUGUAGAAGAUAGAAUGAUGCAAGGUGGCUACUCAUUGAGUAGCAGGAUCCUGCUUUUGGGCAAGGACUUCAGGUGAUAUCUAGUGUUAUUCAUACCUAUUGAAAUGGGCUUAAGUUCUUUAAAUCCAUUGAUUUCAAUUCUGCAAAGAGUUUGAUAUCACUUUAUAUUGUUGCUAAAUAUUCUGGCCACGCCUGCCCUUGUGGUGUGGGGGUUUGUUUUUUCCUUGACAAUUUGGUACCUUAUGGUGAAUAGGAGUUGGGCAUGGGGCUAGUACCAAAACUGCUUGAGCAGAGUCAGAAACAUCAAGCCCUGGGUGUUGAAUGCAGUUCUCCACACCUCUUGGAGUCUCCGCAGGCUACACUGCUCACUGUCCUUGCUCUGACUGGAAUGGGUCCUUGAACUCUGAUUAUGCCAGAGGGUGGGUGGAAGAGAGAGGGAGAGGUGUGUGGGUAUGUAUAGAAACUCACCAAAGGUAAAUUUCCCAUUAAUUACUCCACCCACUUUUGCCUUUGGCCCUGCCCACUAUCGCCAUGUGGCCCUUGGAAGGUUCCCCACUCCUGUUAGACCAGUUAAUUAUUUGCAGACUCAUUCAUGGCUUCUUAAUUAGAGCUGUACCUUUGGAAGGUAUCUUGUGAAGUGCACUUGGAAAGAUCCCAUACGUCUCUUGAUAUUUUUUAUCAAUAGUGUUUUAUUUAUAGUAAACAAUAGAACCAGCUUGCUCAGUGGGAAGGAUCCUAAUGAGUUUUUAUGUUUUGAUAUAGUUUUUUUUCCUGAUUUCAGUGUAUUUUGAUUAUUUAUGUAAACCACAGCCCCAGAGGCAGAAUAUAAGUAAUCAUAAUAAAUCAGUUGUGUGUUAAUUAGGAGAAAUGAUUAUCUUCAGUAAAUUGUUUGUUUCAAGAGUUCACUGUUGUUGAGAUGCUGUAAUAAUUGAAUGUUUAGCUGCCCAGUUGGUUAAAAGCAAUACAGUUGAUGACUUAAAAAAAACACUGCAAGGAGCUGACAGACAUAGUUUAAACUGGUCCUUUUUGAAGGGACUGUUGAGACCCAUCAAUUGCCUGAGCUAUCCUGGUGUGAACACUUGCACUGAAAUGCCAUCAUGACCAAUCUUGCUCAUAUAACCUAUGGUUACAGUGACGUAUGUGCAGAUGUGACCAUCACAAGUGACAGAAUUAAUGUGGAAAUUAGAAUAUGUGAAGCUGCUCCCGUUGAGUGUUCUUAGGAAAAUCGCUGUCUCACUGUUUGUUCACCCUAGUUUUCUCUCUGUAAAAUGGGAAUCAGAAUGACUUGGCUCAGAUUGGCACCGGGUGACAGCGAACAUGGGGCACAUUGCAGUGCACUUAUCAAGUUUUUAAAAAAUAUGAUAUAAUUGAAUCAGUGUGCUGCUUGAAGUAACAUAGGAAUUCUCUUCCUGCUCACUUCCAGAAAUCUUCUACUUAGGAUGUUGCCUGCCCUUUCUAAGAGAUGGCCUCCUAUUCAAGAACUCGAGCCCGUGGCGUACAAUAACAGGCACCCAUUAUUUCAUAGCAUUCUGGUUCCUUGGCACUCUGUAGGAGCAGCUGCAGUUCUAGAUUGUUGGCUGUCAUUGGAAUUUUCUCAUCCUCUAGUGACUUGGUAGAGACUCUCACUGCAGAGUCGUGCUGGUUAAGGGGGCAAAGAAGGCUGAUAGAGAAAGCUGACUUGCACCAGGUCACACAGUUUGUGCAUCUAUGCGUUACGGUUUACUCCAGUGGUGGGUCUCCAACAGAGGUCUUUCCCUUCUCCUGAUCUGGUCGUUCUUUAACUGGAGAUGAUGGACAUUGAACAGUGGGCCAUUCUGCAUGCAAGAGGUAUUCUGCCGCUGAGCUGUAGUCUCCCUCCAGUAUGAUACCUUUCAAGUGUGUUACACGGAUGGGUGACAAUCUUGCUUUCUCAACUGAAAAUACUUUAAAAGACACGUUUCACUUAAUUUUCACAACUAGAAAAAUCCAGCUACAUUGUGUAGCGUAUUGCAUAAUGCUUCCUGCAUACUGAUUAUCUUAGGGUGAUCAAAUUUUUUUUUUGGAUGAGGACACAUUUGGAAAUCCAAGAAACAUGGAUUUAGGCAUCACAAAAUACUUAUUUAGCAGAAGAAAAUUGGCGACAUGUGGGGUCCUAGGCACAAUCUGGAGAAAGGGAGAUAGAAAAAUUGUAGUGGCCAGAUGCCUGUGUGCAACUUUACACACAUUUCACAUUCAGCUAUGCACACUUGGCAAAAAAACCCAAAGAGGGGGCAGAAAGCGGGCGGGUGUCUGGGGAAAAAAAACCUUGGCAAUCCCACCCACCAUUUGAACCCAGUGUGUUUUGACUACACACGACUCUGUUGCAAGUUGAGAGUCACCUGUAUACUUAAUGUAUGGGAUAGGAAGAGUUUUAUUAGAGGGGAAGCUAGUUCCUGUAUGGAUUGAAGAAAGUUAGUCAGAGCUGUUCCACCAGGCCUUUGGCCAAGGCACAGUCUGACCCCCUCCUUUGGUAAUCCUCACAGAAUUCUAGCCCAAUGGUUGCCAUUAAUUUGAUUUUGAAUUGAUUUUAAAAUGAAUUGAUUUUAGAAUGCUGUUAUUUUUAUUGCUGUUAGCCGUUCUGAGUCCAGCUUCAGCUGGGGAGGGCGGGAUAUAAAUAAAAAAUUAUUAUUAUUAUUAUUAUUAGUCAUUCACAUUACCUGCAUAUAUGCAUGUAGAGCAGACAAAGUGACUUUAUGAAACCAUGCACAAGGUAAAAUCCAUAUGUGGUUGGCUUGGUACUUAAAAUUCCUUUCCUAAUCCCAUUGGAGUGUUGUCGAAUAGAGUGGUAGCAUGGAAGGCAUGGUUUCCUAUCCAGUGACCUGCCUCCCAGGAUAUUACAGAGCAUCUGUAUUGUGGAAUUGGGUUGCUUUUCUGAAACUUAUCUAUGCAUGCAUCCUGACUUUUGAUUAUUAUUACUAUUAUUACUAUUAUAAUUAGUAUUAGUAUUUUGAAUGACAGUAUUUCUCUUUGCAGCCCAGUUGGCUUAUAAAAUGGAGGAUUAUGAGCAGUUCUGCAAGAAGCAGCUCGCAAAGAUCCAAGGUGACCCACUGCAGAGAGAAGCCUCUCCAUCCGUUCAGCACAAAUAUAUUUCACUUAUUCAGUUCAGUGGCAUUCCUGUGCUUUCUCCACUGGUAAGAUGCCUUUUGCACCUCCAAACUCUUCGUAAUGAUGCAUAUUAAAAAGGAAACAAGUAAGCCUUAACCAUGUUGGUAAUAGGCAGGUUACCGUUCUGCCUAAAUUGUUUUGGGAGCAAACAUUUUGUUUUGUAUAUUGAAAUUAAGGAUGUUUACGCUAGAAAUACUUCACUGCAAGCGGACAUAACUAGUGGUGCAGUUAGGUGAUUUUGUACUGAGCCUAAUGAUCUUACUGGUGAGGGUGGAGGGAAACAGAGGGAGAACCUCUUUAGAUGGUAAUGUGUAUUGCUUCAUUUGCUUUAAUAUGCAGUAGGUCAGCGCUGCUCUGCUUGGUUAUGUCAGGGGUGGGGCUACUUCUCUAAAUGUGUACAUGUUUAUCUCCUCCCCCUCUUUCCCUGACUUCAUUUUGCAGCUUACUCUUGAGAAAAAAAAGGAGCUACAACAAGACAGACAGAAAGCGCUGGAUUUAGAACUCUGGCGCCAGAAUUCCAGGAAAAGAGCCUUGCUGACUCGUGUUCAGGAGAUUCUGGAAAAUGUGCAGGUGAGAUUGAGAAACCUUUCUGAAAAGGUAGUUACAGCAGUUGUCUGAGUGGUCUGAUUUGGAAGCAGAUAGAUUUUGUUUGCUGUUCCACACCACUGCAAUCGCCAUGGUUCCUUUUAUAUUGAAUAGCCCCGGUAAUAGUAACUAUAGUAAAUUAAGUUACAGUAAAUAAAGUGGCUUAUCAGUGUAGCGGUUAGAAAAUGCAGUUAAUUUCCAACUAAACGUGAUCUGGUUGUGCUGUUAGUACACUAUAAAUAUUGAAGACUGGUUAUUGUGGCUUGUAUGCAAGAGAGGCUGUGCAACUAAUGCUAUACUAGCUGGAUGCUGUGAAUGAGAUCUUCACAGUCCUUGACAGGCACAAUAAAAGAAUGUUUCGCCUUGUAGCAAAACUCUAUAGCCCUUGAAUUAGCUCACUUGCUAAAUGGAGCCUGUGUUCAACUUGUUCAGUUAAGUAAUAAUAGGGACCAAACAUGAGCUAUUCAUUUUCUUGCUAUGUUUAUUAUUGGGUGCAUGGCAACCAUUACCUAGCUUGGGAGUUGAAAGAUGUGGUAGGAGCAUGUGUUGAGGAUAAAAUACUAAUCAGUUAGCCUUCUUCUAAACACCCUGCAGUUAAUACAAGCCUUUUAAACUUCAUUCCGCAGCUUCCAGCCAACUAAUUGGCUUCAUGAAGGUUUCACCACAAUGCUCAUGUUGGCCUGUCAUUCAAAGCCAAAUGUACUCCUCAGCUUUUUAGCUUAGUGCAGCAUGGCAGCUAAGCCAAGGUUGACUUAGCAUCAUCCAAACACAGGAUUGUGGUUAAGGUCUCUCUUCCUUAACCACAGUCUAAAACUAAUACUUGUCCAAUAGAAACCAGUUGUGUUUAAGGAGGAGAUACCUUGACCACAACCCUGGUUUGGGGCAUGACUCUAAGCAAACUUUGGCUUAGUCAACAUUCCAUGCUGACCUGAAAAGGUCUGAACUCCUUUCCAUGAGCUGGCAUGUUCACAAUGAGCUUACAUCUGCCUUACUGCAAAGUGUGAAGCAGGCUAAGUUGACUGGUUUAACACAGGUUAUAACAAAAGAGGCAACUUAAGAACAUAAAUCCUGCUGGAUCAGGUCAAAGGCCAAUCCAGUCCAGCAACCUGUUAUCACAUUUACCAACCAGAUGCUCAUGGGAAUCCCACAAGCAGGAUCUGUGUAUGACAGUACUCUCCUCAUUUGUGAUUCCCAGCAACCGGUAUUCAAAGGCAUAAUUGCUACCUAGUCCAGGACCCUAACCAUGACACCAUAUUGGCUCUCUAAAAUUAGCGGAUAAAAGCUAGAUGCGUACACCUAGCACCUGUAUCUAGAUAUGCAAAUGCAUUUAUUCCUUUGUUUAUUCCUUUAUUUGCUAAGUGAGCAAGCCAGCUGAUCUGACUGUUGAGAUUCACUGGGCUGUUACAGAUGUGCUUAGAAGUCUUCUACGUAAUCAGUGAGAUUCUUUUCCUUUUACCAGCAGGCACAAAUGUCUUAAAAACUUGCUUCUGACAUUCUCUUUCGUUCUACAAUCCGUUUGAUGUGCUUUGUUCUUUGGAGUGGAAUGGUUUAAACUGUUCCAAAAACAUUAAAACCCCUUUGAGUGUGUGGAAUUGGGUGUAUGUGUUUUGGAUCCUGGCCUGUCUGCCUGCUCCAUACAUUUUUUGUACCUGUUCUAGUAACUUGUAUUCAUAUAACUUUUAACAUCUGAACAGCCUACAUCAUUCUUUUCCCUCCUUACAGAUGAAGCAAUCGUCCAUUAAAAGUGAUUUGGAUCAGCCUGAUACAGAGAAUGUUCCUUUGGAUUUAGAAUCCAAAGUGUUGAAUGGCUUUGUUAUGCAGUCAGACAGCAUUUUGCCAAGUCCUGUUGUUCUUAGUGAGCCUGCAGAACCUGAAACGGCACCAGAGGUUGAGCCAGCAGACUUACAUGUUGCAGCAAAUGGGAACUCUCCUGGAGUAACUGAGGAGUUUAUCCCUCAUAAACCAAAGGACAUUUGCUCUAGCCCCUCUGAAAACCCAUCUUCCCCUGAAGGUUUAUUUUCCAAUCCAAUAAACCUCUCGUCUUCAAGCGAUACUGUAAAGAAAGGAGGCAUUGAGACGGUGUCCCCUGAUGCAGAAGGCCCAGAUCCUUACGUCAUGAGUCUGCAGAACCUCCUGAAAAAAUCCAAAGAGUACAUACAGAGAGAACAGACCAGGCGUAGCAUGCGAAAUAGUUCAAAAAGAAGUGGUGGUGAAAGCCAUUCAGACAAAGAAAAUGAUGCUGUGAAAAUGAGUGACUCAGCGAAAGAGAGGGGCAAGUUGAUGGGCAGAAGUUGUAUGGUCCCAUCAAAUAUGACUAAAUCCAAUACUUCUUUGCAAAGUACCUCAGUCCCCAAAAGUAGUAUGGGUGUGGUAGCAUCGCCCAGUUUUUCCAAAGUGGAUAUACCAAUGAGAUCUGGCACGCCUCCUGUUUUGGAUUCGGAUUCAGAUGAAGACAUCAAAACCACCUUUUUCUUUGAACGUGACAGUAGCAUUCUCAGAAGCUUCACAGGUUCUUACUCAAAACUACCCAGUCCAGAGCCAAGUGUGAGCCCCAAAAUGCACAGAAGACGCCCAAGGCCUUCUUCAAUGGGGCACAUUGUCAUUAGCAACCCAAUAAACGCUUAUGAAUUAAGCCCUAAAGAAAAGGGAAGAGCUGUGGACUUGAUCACGCAGGACGCUGGUGACCGGCAAAUUGCUUCCGAUCCUAUGCCAAAACUGACUCCAGAUUUUACUCUUGCUUGCCCCGGCAAAAUGCACACUUUUCACAGGAGCUCUUCGGACAUCUGCGAUGAAUUGAUGGUUGGCAAACGAAAUCAAGUGUGCCAGGUUUCUGUUGCUCAACGAGAGAACAAAAGGUUCUCGAUCGGUGCCACGGUAGAAGGAGAGUCUGUAUUAGAUGGAACAAGGGCAUCGGGUACUUGCCUUUCACAUCCAAGUCCACAGGAAGUUCAUGUGGUCAGUUGUCCCAUUACAGCGCAAAACACAACAAAUGUCAACGUAAACAAGCAAAUCGGCCUGUUGGAGAAAGCCAAAUGUGGCGUGCCCACAGAACUCAAUAAAUCUUACGAUGUCGAAAAGCCAUCUCCCUUACUGAUGCAAACGCAGCAUAGGCAUCAGAUGGAUACCCCAAAUCUUUCUCCCGGAAAUGAGCAGACUUCAGAGAGCGGGAUUGAAAAGGUGAAACGUAGGCUUGAGCUGGACGCAGAGAGCAUGCAGAAGGAAAACAUGCCUUUCGUUGCGACAGCAGAGAGCAGCGCACGAGAGCGACGGCUGCAUGAUCAAAGGUGUCCUGAGGGAUCUGUGUCUGGUGCCAAGAGCGAAACAUCAGAAAGGAGUGCCAUUGGUGAGAGAAUGCCCUCUGUAGCAAGCCUUGGUUGGUUUGACUCAGAUUUGUCCAGAGGGUACUUUUUAUUGGCCCACUUGGGUUUGUAGGUUAGGAGCAGUUCCAGGGUUAGAAGGCCCACAGCAAAGUGCUGUCUGGUGGACCCCAUCCAGUGUCGGCAGCCCCACCCCCAAGCUGCAAGUUUCCCUGGUGGUAGCAUCAAACAUUUGAGAAGCUGCCAUUUUAAUUCUUACACAAGGCCCUGGAGGGAUGCUAUGUCAGGCACUCCAGGGCAUUGCGAGAAACUUAAAAUGGCAGCUCAUAGCUGCUUGGUGUGGCAGGGUGCCUAGAGAAAGUGUUGGCACUAGGGGGACCCUUCUAGAACUCUAGCAGUUGUGUGAGUGUGUUGAUGCCUGGCCUGUCUGUAGACUUGCAAGCUUUUCACCUUGAUCCAAAACUGUUAUGUGACAGCAAGUCCCAUAGGUUUCAGUUGGGCUUCACUUCAAAGUCAGUAGGUUUUGGAUUGCAGCUUUUGAGUAGCAACAAACACUUCAGGGAGGAUUUUUCUGAAAGCUAAUCGGAGCAGCCAAAGCUGGCUUUAAUCAGACCAUCUCUAAUACCUACAGGAUUACUAUUUUUUUAAUGAAAAGCCUUAGGAGAAACCAGUUAACAGUCACUUCAACAAUUGCAAGGGGGCUUUCUUUUGCUAUGCCAUAAAUGUUGAAACCUCAGUUUUUCCAAUGAUUUAAAAAUCUAUAAAUAAGAAUUGGGUCCCAUGUUGAUUAUUUUAGGAGUACUAAGGGGCUUAGGCCCAUAAAAGGGUAGAAAUGUGGGGGAAAUGCUGAUUGCUGUAUGACUCUUAAUCACAAUAUAUUGGCAGAAACAAGCAGCAUCCAUAAAAGGAUGGGAACAAACAACCUGGUGUAGGUUGUUAACGUAUAACGUUUCUCAUUAUUAAUGUAUAAAAUUUCUCAUUAUAGAAGCAUACGAAGGCCUAGGAUCCGUACAAAAAGGCAAACUCACAUGAGGGGAUGGUCAGAAUUGGUUCUAAAAAGGGUUUUGAAGACACUUUUGUGUGAUGCAAGAAGCCAGGUUUCCUUUUCAAUCAAUCUUAACAGUCGCUCUCUGUAUGUUUUCCCUUUUUAGGAGAGGAAGCUCUAAAACAGAAAAUGCUGGCCUUUGAAGAACUGCGGAAGAGACUUGAAGAACAGCAUGCUCAGCAACUCUCAUUAUUGAUAGCUGAGCAAGAAAGAGAACAAGAAAGGCUGCAGAAGGUGAGCAGCCAAGAUAAAAUAUCUUAAGUGGAGACCUUUGACUCUGGUCUGUACAAGCUGAUGGUGUUUCUGUCUCUUGGUACUGCGUCCAAAGUAGCCACAAAUCUAAACUGGGUGGGAAAAAAACUCAUCUUCAUCUUGGUUCCGAACGAAAGUUAAGCAUGUGCAUUAGCCUCCAGGUAGAGCAACUCUCUCCAUUAUUAAAACACUGCAAAAUAAACACCAGGUCAUGUCGGUGGGCUAUUUUAAUACUGAGAUGGAAAGGGCUUCCCAGGAGGCUGUGGCAUAACUAAUGUAUGCUUUCAGAGUUGUGUCCAAAAGGCAAUAAAAGCUGUUGGGAAUCGUUCCAUGAGCAGGAGGCAGACAGUCGCUACACUCAGUGUGUGUCUGCCGCCAAACACAUUUGCGUUAGCAAAUGGAGAGACUUCAGGCAGUCAGGAACAAGGAAGGGAUGAGUUGGGUUGGGUCUGCAGCAGCAGAAGCUCACAUGGGCUGGGAUAUUGUCUGCUUGUGGUGCUGAAGUUAAGAUUCCAGGAUGAAAGACUCUCUACAUACUGUAUGUAAGCCGCACUGUGCUUAUCUGAGAAGGUGUGUGUGUGUUUAGGUAUGAAAAUAAAUAGAGCACUUGACAAGUUCUUGUGCACCCUAAGAGGUCCUAUUAGAAUCCUUAAAAUUUUGGUGGUGGAGAAGUGAGGAAGCACUUAAGACUGAAGAUGCAGGACCUGAGUACAACAGCAUGGUCUCUGCUCUGAAUACCCAUUAAUUGCUAUUCAGAGGUAAACGGACCCUGUAGUUUGAACACGGCUAGCAGCCAUUCCUUUUUUCUGCCUGAUCAUACCAUGGAUUCCUUAUUGUGAUGCCCAAAAGCUAUUUGUAGGCUCCUUCCAAAUUUGCCCAUUUUGUGGGGGGAAUUAACUCUGGGACCUACAGGGCCCCCUGUCCAUUUUUAAUCCCACUCACUGAUCCUGAUAACAAUGAACGAUAUAUUUUAAAACUGCAAAUAGUAUAGAAUAGCCAAUUGAAAAGUCUUUUGGAUGGCAGCCUUGAAGAUUUGCAUUUCUGGCUGUGCCUGCUGUUGUGCUUCAUCUGUGCUCACUUUCACAUGCGGCCCCCUGAUAGUUGAUUUUUUAAGACAGACUUUAGGGUCUACAUAAAGGCUGCCAAGAAAGCAGCCAAGCAGAGUUUGCAGAGGAGGAGGUUCCACAAGUGUAGGGUCACCGUUGCAUGUAGACAGACCAACUGAUUGGCGGCCAUUUGGGGUAUUGUUUGUGAAGGUUUUAAUAGAGGCAUUUCCAUUUUGUUGUUGUUGUAACCCAAUCCAUUUUUUCCAUCCUUCAGGAGAUAGAAGAACAGGAAUGGAGACUUAAAGGGGAGAAUAAUGCAAUUGCUGAAACGGACAUUCCCCAAAUUGCUAUUGGCAGUGGGAAGGAUUUUGAGUGGAGAAGGAUCAGUGACACUCGUUUGUUGGAAUCUGUGCUGACUCGAGUGGAAACCAUCCACAGCACAAGCUCAGAGAGUGCUGGUAAAAAUGGAAAGCGUAUUGAUUUUCAUAUGCAACCUGAUUUUAAAUAAUCCAUGAAGAACUUGCUCUUUAGAUCAGCCUUAAUUUUUAAUGGAAUUUUAUGUGCUGGCUACAUGGAGAAUAUAGGAGCAAAAAGUAAAUCUUUCCUUCUCUCCCUUGCUUCCCCCCACCCCACCCCAAAAAUGAAUGAGUAUGAAAAACAUGGGCAUUUCUUCUGGACAUUCAUUUGCUUAAUCAUGAUUUAAACUUUUUAAAUGCAGGUUUUGCCAAUACCACUAUGCCUGGUUCGACCGCUGAAUCUCCAUUCUACCUUUGGGAACCACCAGCAAGUGGAAAAUCAGUUUUAACAACCAGGUCCAUUAACAGGAGUAAAAUGAGAUGGUCUCAGGUGGGGAACUCAUUAUUUACAGGAGUACAUAGUAAAGCUUUGAUGAAAAAGCUUUUAUUUGAAUUUUGCUAAUAUUCUCUGUAUUUUUUAAAUUCAGUGUUAAUUGCUUCCUCCUCCUCCACCCCUUUCAAUAUGCCAUUUCUAUUAAAUGUAAAUACAGACUGCAUGGGUUAUAUCCAGUCUUAGUCCUACUCAGAGUAGACUCAUUGAAACUAAUGGUCAUGACUGAUUUAGAUCUAUUAUUUUCAGUAGCUCUACUCUGAAUAAAGGUUAGUUCAGUCCAGCCUUUUGACUCCACAUUUGGCAAAGAGAGCAACAGAAUGUGAUAAAUCUUGGACAGUGUUUGAACUCCACUCUGCUAAUUUUGUUAAAGGCGAUGCCAUUUUAUGGAAUAGUAAGCGUACAAUUGUAGAAAUAGUUUCAUUGCUUUUAGUUCACUGAGUUCACUUGAAAUUUUAUGUUAUUGUACAUGGCUUCAGUCACUUUCGAUUGUGAAGCAGUUAAUAAAAGUGCAAAUUACAAAAACGGAUAAAUGUAAAAUGAACUUAAGAGUCAUGCUGGCUCAGAACGAAGGCCAGUCUAGUCCAAUGUUCUGUUCACAGUGGCCAGUCAGAUACUUACUAGAAGCUGCAAGCAGGACGAGCACAAAUUCUCUCUCCCUAGUCACAUUCCCAAGCAACUGGUAUUUGGAGACACCUGAAUACUGGAGACAAAACAGAGCUUUCACUUCCAGCAGCCAUUGAUGGCCUUACCCUCCAUCAAUUUAAUCUAAUACCAAUCAAGUUGGUGGCCUUCACUACAUCUUGUAGCCAAUUCCAUAGCUUUAACAAUGCACUCUGUGAAGAAGUACUUCCUGUCCUGAAUCAUCCAACAUUCAGCCUUGUUGGAUGACCCCUGGCUCAACCUGGAUGCUACGCAAGAGGGAGAAUACCUUCUCUUCUUCCUUGCCAUUCAUAAAUGUGUGUGAUAUGUAGGGGGGAGCAUAUCAACUCCUGAUUACAUGGUACCAUCUUACUCUUUCUCUUUAAGGUAUACAGCCCUGAGAUGAAAAGAAAAUUGAACAAGAUCUCUGCUCUGGCAAAAGGAUUUCUAACUCGCAGGCUCUUGCAAACAGAGAAGCUGAAGCAGCUUAGGCAAACUGUGAAAGUAAGGAGCCAUCUGCAGUCCGCCCUUAUGUGUAAUCAACACUGUGCAUGUGGUUUUCUUUUUAUCUGCAACAGCCAUUUUACAAAUUAGAGAUUCCUUUCUGAAACUGGAGCCGCUGCUGCUUCCCUCUUCUGUUUUGCCCAGCUGUUCUUUAUAUCCCCCACCCCGCAUGUCAAGCCCUCCUGUCUUUUCUCCUCCCCCAGCUCCUUCUCCAGUUCUCAACCAACACACAUACUACCCAGCAGUCUUCUGUGAGUCUUAAUCCCCACUUCUGGAAGGCUGCAGGUUUUUCGACCACUGUCCCCUCCAUCACACAACACCAGAACGAGAGUCUCUGGGAAUCAAGGCAGCUUUUUAAACAAAUCGUAGUUUUACUUGUGAAGUGCACUUGAACAGCUGGAGGGUUACUGGCAGAUUUCGAUAAUAUGACCAUGUAUUUAGUAUAGGUUAAUAAAAGAAAAGCUGCAGAAUAUAGAGCUGUGUGCACAAGAUCAGGAGGCCUUGAACAGAACAAUUUCAAUAAACCAGGGAUGGGGAACCUGUGACCUCUCAGAUGUUCUUGAACAGCCUCGGCCAGCGUGACCAGUGAUAAAAAAUGAUAGUAGUUGUACUGCCAACAAUAUCUGGAGAGCCAUAAGGUCCUCCAUCUGUGCAUUAAGCCUGGGGUGGAGUAAUUUCAGCUGAUGCAAUAGAUCUUCUCCUACAUCUCGUAGCCCUGUAACCUCUUCCCUCCAAUCUGCUGGUGAUUUGCUUUUUAAUUCAAUAGGAAAUGAAUUCCCCCCCCCCCCAAUUGCUGAGCCAGACAUGUGUGGGUUUUUCUUAGGACACAAUGGAAUUCAUUAGAAACUUCCAGUCAGAAGCUCCGUUAAAGAGAGGAAGUGUUUCAGCUCAAGAUGCUAACCUGCAGGAGAGAGUGGCCGCUCAGGUGAUGUAUAGUCUGAAAUGCACACCUUUAUGAGUUUAUGCUAGUGCAAUUUAUAUUAUUUUACUGUAUGUUUGGCCUGCUUUUCAGAUAGUUAUUGUCUUCCAAGGCAGAUCACAUACUUUUCUUGAAGAGUAAGAAGACAGGCCCUGCCCAUCAGGUUUACAAGGAAAAAGUGAUGAGACACAAGGAAACUGGGUAGGGGGAGAUCAGGUCUUCAAGGCCAGAACUUGCUGGUGAGCUAUAAGCAGUUUGGCCCUGCUCACCUGUCCUUGCUGGUGUUCUUACUUCAUUAUCUACUGGUGGCUUUUCUUCCUUUGGCUGAUACCGGAUUGUCCUCUCCCUUUGAUUCUGCAGUCCCAGGACAGAUACCCAUAGGAAUCAAGUGUCCUUUCAGGCAGGCAGAGGGGACACAUGCCUUGUAACUACCUUUUCUCUGUCAGACAUUGAAUUUGAAUGUUGACUUCUACAUUGGGUCAACAUAUGUCAUGGGGCAGGAGGAGCUGAAGCCUCUUGGUGCAAUAAAAGAAAAGAGGUUUAUUGGGCCUAAUGUGUUUCAAUUUUGAUUAGACCCUUCAUGAGGGCAUUAUAAAAGAAAACACUGUUCUCAAAAUUCUCUUUUACAAAGUGUUUACUGUGUAAUUACCUGAAACCUGUUGGGCCUAAUGAAUCACUUUUGUGCAUUUUGAGGGUUUUUCUUCUGUUUCCUGCAUUAAUGCCUCCUCUCUCUUUCCCCCCUUCCAUAUUCAUCAUGCCAAGACACAGUUUAGAACUCUUAACAGUGGUUUGAGCUUCCAAACAUGCAAGAGCCAAUUCAUGGUUUGGAGCUGCUUGGCAUUCCUGUGGCCCCCAGAGGUGUUGGAUCAUAAUUGUGGUUUGUCGGUUCAGAUGUCUCUACAAACCAUGACCAGUGCAAACCAUGGUUUGCAAAAACCACUUCAAACCAUGUUUCACUAAAUUUGCUUUCUUGACUUACUGCAAACAAUGGUUUGUGAAUUCUGACAUAAUGCCAAACUGUAGUUGAGCAUCUUUCAACUAUGAUUUGAGAAGAUGUCUAAAUUAAACCUCUGCUGUAGUGAUAUGGAUGUUCUGACAUUUCAGAGAAUUCUUCCUUUGGCAAAUUAUCUCAUCCCUUCUGUAUAUUCUAGUCCUGAAUGGCUUCUCAAGAGAGGCACAAGAUUGUCUCUCCAUCUUGUGCUCAGCUUAGUAUCAAUGCUUGGCCUUUGGUGGUCCACAGAGUGACAUGAUUUCUGUUGGACUACUGUUAGCUCUGUCUCAGUUUCUCCAGAUGCUACACACCCUGAGUCAUUUGAGAUCCUGUCUGUAUGGGAUCUAGUUGUUCCGCAGAAAUAACUAAAUGGCACACCUUAAAAUAUUUACUUGCCUUUUAUUUUAUUAUUUAGUUAUUUAUUACCUUUUAUAUACCCCCCUCAAGCUCAGAUGUGGUGUACAUGGUUCUCCCCUCCCCAUUUUAUUUUCACAACAACCCUGUGAGGUAGGUUGAGAGACAGUGAGUAGCCCAGGAUUAUCAAGUGAGUGUCAUGGUUGGGUGGGAAUUCAAACCCUGGUCUCCCAGCUCACAGUAUAACUCUAUUACACCACACUGGCUUUCAUUGCCAUUGCAUUUCAUAGAUGUUUCUUCUCUCCCACAGUUGCGAGCAGCUUUGUAUGACAUUCAUGAUAUCUUCUUCAAAAUGGAAGUGUCUGAGAGAAUGAGUAUCCUGAGUCAUGAUCGAGAGGUUCGCAAAGAAAAAAUGCUCCGGCAACUGGUGUGUUGCAGCACUGCUUAAUUUAAGAAUAUGUUUAACUAGUUUUUGCACUAAUACAUUUCCCCCCCUCUUGUGACCCUGAAUUGCUCAUAUUACUGGUUGCUUUCAGGUGAAAAUUGUUGGUCAAGAGAUGUGUGCAUGACAGAGACCUCUUUAUUUCCCCUUUCUUCCAGGGAGCUCAGGUUGGUGCUUUGGGAGCAAAGCAGCAAAUCACAACACAUCUGAUAAAAUGCUAUUCAACCAAGAUUUUAUUACUACUUUUUUUUUGAGCCUUUGUACCCUGCUUUUCAGCCAAAAAGGCUUACAUGCAACCAAAACAAGACAGCCUUUAUUUAGGCUUACAGUCUAAAUAAAUCAUCAUCAUCAUAAAUACAGUCUUUAAAAAAAUACAGUGGUGCCUCGCAAGACGAAAAGAAUCUGUUCCGCGAGUCUUGCGGUUUUUUCGUCUUGCGAAGCAAGUCCAUUAGCGGUUUAGCGGAUUAGUGCUAUUAGCGGGCUUAGCGGAUCAGCUGAUAAGCGGCUUAGCGGAUCAGCUGAUAAGCGGCUUAGCGGCUUAACGGAUCAGCUGUUAAGCGGCUUAGCGAUCAGCUGUUAAGCGGCUUAGCGGAUCAGCUGAUAAGUGGCUUAGCGGCUUGGGAAAAAGGGGGGGGGACCCCGCAGGAACUCGCAAGACAUUUUCAUCUUGCGAAGCAAGCCCAUAGGAAAUUCGUUUUGCGAAGCACCUCCAAAACGGAAAACCCUUUCGUCUAGUGGGUUUUCCGUCUUGCGAGGCAUUCGUCUUGCGGGGCACCACUGUAGUCUAAAAAAGCACAACACACGAGGAAAAGGGGACCAGGAGGGAAGAGGAAAAUCAAAACUCGGCACCAAUUUCUAAGCAGCUGUGUUCCUUUAAUGACUAGCUAGUAUAAUUGAGGGACAGGAGGUGCCCAAUGGAGCUGCAGCUCCAGCAAAGUUGAUGAAAUGAGCCUUGCUUCCUAUCUCUUCCACUGAAGCACUCUGAUGAGAGUUGAGGGAGACGAGGCCUGACGUUAAAGCAGAACAGAAGGGGCAAGCUCUACUUCUCAGUUCUCCCAGUGCUGGAAAGCUUAGGAGAAUCAUUGGCCCUCAUGGUCUAGUUUUCAAUGCAGAGCUUUUAUUUACUUAUUUAUUUAGGGAGGAUCAUUCCAUCAGGUGUGCCCCCACCGGCAGUGUGAAGGGGUGGAAGCCUAGAUGAGAAAUAAUCUGACGGCCCUGCGUGGGGGCGGUAAUAUUCCCACUGUUCUCUAGGCUGCCACAAACACUCCUUUUCUCCCAGGCCUUUGGCUGAUUAAACAGUUUAUGGCCUUUUAAACUGUGUUGGGGAGUAUUGUUUUUGUUUGUUGCUACGUUAUAUAUUUUUGAGUUUUUAUAUUGUAAACCGCCUGGUGAUCCUCAGGUGGAGUAUAGAAAUUUAACAAAUAAAAGAGAUAAAUAAAUAAAAACACGUAGGGAACAAUUCUCCCCAAUAGCAAAGCUAAGCUGGUCAUUGGUUACAAGGCUGUAGGGAAAAUGGGCCACUAAUAAACAAGGGGGCAGUAUCUACAUCCCUGAGGAAAACCCAAAACCCAAGUUUGCAGAAAUCCAAAAAGCAUUUAGAGAGAGAAACCUGAAAGGACAGUCAAGUCUCCCAGCAACAGAUAAAUGAUUAUAUACCAUGUAGGGCAGAACCCGUUUUAAAUUCAGUUUGGUCCCCCCUGAAAUCCUCUGGGAACAUUAAGCUAGCAUAAAAAAGUAAUAUGUGAAUGUAAGAACUGGAUUUCUUUGGAGAUUCAAUUACUAAAAAUGUGUGGAACUGGGGGGAAACCUCAAGCACCAUUUUAAGUGUCUUUAUGCAGGAUAAAGUCCCAUUAUGUGUACUGCAGCCUUUAGAACAUUAUGUGUACCAAUUAUGCUUUGGUCUGAAUCUAGGUUUUAUUAGUAGUAAUACUAAUAUCUAAAAUUGUCCUGCUUAGGAUAAAGCAAAGGGCCCAAGAGAGAGAGCAACACUUUCUACAGCUACACAGAAGUCUCUGGACAGGAAGAAAUAUAUGAAGUAUGUGGGGAAACGGUAAAGGAAGCAUAUACUGGUGUAUUUAGAUGUGCAUGGCUAGAUGUGUGGGCAGAAUAGCCUGUUGCAUGUUAAGUCGUCUGUGAUUCUUGUGAAAGGGAAGGAAACAAGUUAAGUUUCUGUUCUAACAUUUUCCUGCCUCAUACUUCUUUAGUGAUGUAUCAUGAUCGGCAUAAACUUAGGAAUCGGAACUCUUGUUGACGGAUUACCUUAAUUCAGGAUGCCCCUCCAUAUAAAAUAGCGAGAACAUUUGCCAGAUCCUUUCUUCGGGGUGUAUCCAGCUAAGUUCUGCUCAGAGUAGACGCAUUGAAAUUGAUCCAAGGUACAGUUGUACCUUGGUACUAGAACGCCUUGGUACGGGUACGUUUUGGCUCCUGAACGCCACAAACCCAAAAGUAAGUGUUCCGGUUUCAAACGUUCUUUGGAAGCCGAACGUCCAAUACGGCUUUCGAUUGAGUGCAGGAAGCUUCUGCAGCCAAUCGGAAGCUGUGCCUUGGUUUUCGAACGUCGAAUGGACUUCCAGAACGGAUUCUGUUCAAGAACCAAUGUACGACUGUACUCACAUCCAUUUACUUUACUGGGUCUUAUAGUUCAUAUAAAUAAGAAUCUAGAUUUUUGUUGUUGUAGCCAAGUUGCACACCCCUCCUGCUUUCCCCCAGUUUAUUCUGGUCUACUAAGCAAGUGGGUUGCUGCAGGUAUUUGCACAUCUCUAUAGAGUAGGCCCUUAUCUUUCUCCUACUUUGCACCCCUCCUCUUGCCCUUUGCCCGCUUUCCUUUGCCCUUUCCAUACAUUCUGCCCUGCAGCAUGGUUAGAUGUCAGUUACUACAGAGGGAUUGAAGCCAGACUGUCUGGCUUCUGGAUCACUACGUUAGGAAAUACAGUGAGGAAGAGACUAUCAGGAAGCAAAUUACAUGCAAGUUCUCUACAGAACUGGUAGCAAAACAUCUGUGAGCAUAUUGGAUAUGCUUUCUUCUUCCAAGGUGAUUAGGCUGCACUCAGAGAAUGUUUGUUCUCUGCUAACCAUACUCAGCCAUUUCCCUGUGAUCCUUGGAACACAUUUUUCCUCCCUGGCACAAUUUCCCCCCUUAGCCUAGAGUGGAUGAGUUUUGCACCAAAAUUAACCAUGACCAAGACUAAUCAGUGUGUCUCUUGAGCAACCCACUCAAAACAGGGUUUAAAUAAUGGUUAUAAGUUCCAACCCUGGUUAGUCUUCACUAUGAUUAAGGUUGUUACCAGCAUUGUGUCUUGAUCCCAGCAAGACCAUGGAUCCUUGCUACGUACACUAAAUGCUUGGAGCAACUUCCUGUUCAGUGCUCAGUAUUACUGUACUCCCUUGUAGAAAAGGAAUGGGGAACCUUCUUGGCCCGUGGGCCAAAUAUUUAUGUCCUCACCCUCAUAGGCUGAUUUUGACAGGUGAGGGAUGAACACCUUUCAAAGCGCAGUGCUUCACAAACACCUGGCAAUCAGCGCUUGGGAAGUCAGGCUCUUGGAAAGUGCUGUGCAAGAGGCUUUGCAGGCAUUCUAGCAAUGGGCAGGGACUGCAAAGCCCCUUUCACCCAAGCCCCAUCUUUCCUUGCCCCACACAAGUGGGACAGUGGCUGUAGAGCCAAAGGAAGAGGCCUCAUAGGCUUGCAGGCUGUAGGUUUCCCUUUUCUUUGGUAGAACAUUCAAAUUUCUGACUUUCUCUGUUUAGGUACCUGUGGGAAAUAAAACCAAAUAUUUACUUGAUUCCCCCCCACCAUCCCAGUAGCUCUUUUGCAUAUAUCUGUGUAUUUUAUUUUUCUGUAGGCCUUCCGAAAUGGGAAUGCCAAAUAAAAAAACAAUUUUGAAACAGAAGACGCCAGAAAACAGGUUUGUAAAAAUAGUAUUUUUUUGAACCCCCCUCCCCCCGUGCAGUAUAUAAUUGUUAUUUUAUUUUUCCCCUCAUGACCUUUGCUGCUCUCUAGGAAUAUAGUUUGUCUGAUUGUAAGAUUCUAAUGAUAAGUCUUCCUUUACAGAGUUCUUCAGCCAAACCAGGGUCAAAAUGCUCCUGUUCAAAGACUCCUUUACAGACAAGGGUAAGAGCACACUUACUUUCUGUAGCUGAAAUGCUUUUUAUUUGUUUGUUUAUUGCAUUUACGAGUCACUUUCCAUGAAACACCCCGAAAAGAUUUAACAAUUAAAAAGCAACAAUAAAGAAUUGUUUUCUGCACUUUUGCACUUGUUUCUCAAACAGUACCUAACCAUCGUUUGGCUACAGCUCAGUGUGUGUCUAGAGGAGAUGACUUGGGUUUCCAAAAGCCAUGUGUGAUGUGAUAUUUUUCAAGGAUGAAAGAGUAUUUUAAAAUAUUAUUAUUAUUAUUAUUAAUAAUAAUAAUAAUAAUAAUGGUGUAUGUGGUACAUAUUGCGGGGGAAGGAUCCAGGCUAAAAUCGACUCUGAGGAGUGUUGCUUACGAUUGCCUGAAAGAAAAAUGGAUACACUCCCCAAAUGGGUUAGAUGGUGCCUAUUUUAUUGGACUAGCUGGAAUUAGAGUAAUAAGCAGAACACUUCUUCCUGAAUAAGUUGUAGAGUCGUACCUUGGAUCCCAAAUGCCUUGGUACUUGGACGUUUUGGCUCCCAAACGCCGCAAACCCAGAAGUGAGUGUUUUGGUUUGCGAACGUUCUUUAGAACCCGAACGCCUGAUGGGGUUUCCGCAGCUUCCGAUUGGCUGCAGGAGCUUCCUGCAGCCAAUCAGAAGCCAUGUUUUGGUUUCUGAAUGUUUUGGAAGUCAAAUGGACUUCUGGAACGGAUUCCGUUUGACUUCCAAGGUAUGACUGUAUUUGCAGUUUGAAAGCUUAGCCCUAAUACCAGAUUGGUUUAAUAAAAGGUGGGAUCAAACUUGUUUGGGGACAUCAGAACUUUAUUCUGAUAUCUUUUGAGAUCUGUGAAAAACCGUUAGCACCAGUGCAAAGAUGUAGUGCUAAUAAGGCACCUGAACCUUCCAGCUUUCAUUGUAGUAUCUAGCCAUGUGGGUUCAUCUUGUCUCCCAUUUGCAAUCUUAUAGCUCCCUGCAAUGUAAUUUUGGUUCAGUUACAUUUUUCUUCCUUUGAUCAAAAUACGUUUUGUUUAUAAAGAUCAUGUGGGCACUUUUAAAAAUGAGUAAAAAUGAUUUUUAAAACCAUGGUUUGGCACUGACAUGAGCAAAGCCUCGUGCUUGCAUGUUCCCUCCUCCCCUCCCUUCUCUUUCAUGCUUUAUUUUUAGUCAGCUACUUCCACUUCAGCUAGAAACCGCAGUUUAUAUCCAAACCACAAAACCGGCUCUUACAAAGCUGGAUUGCAAGCUAGGAUCAACCUAUAGUUUGUAGUCCUGGGUUAGAAGGAUCACACAGACUAUAAUUUGCUGGACUAUUGUUCUGUCAAGCUCCAUUUUGGAUCACACAGACCAUAAUUUGCUGGACUAUUGUUCUGUCAAGCUCCAUUUUGGAUCACGCAGACUAUAAUUUGCUGGACUAUUGUUCUGUCAAGCUCCAUUUUGUCUAUACUGAUAAGGAGCACUUUCCAGGGGUUUCAGAUGGGAGUCUGCAGAUGCCAGUGAUUGAACCUGGAACCUGCUGCACACAAAACAGGUUAUUUAGCACUGAGCUGCUAACUGUCGCUUCCCCUCCAACUCCAAACCAGCUUAAAUUAAAGUAGGACUGCCUAAUUAAAACAGCAGAGAAGUGUAGAACUCAAUUAUUAACUUACUAAUCCAGUCAUGUAGAGUGUUGACAUGUGUAUUAACCUGGUUUUUAGCUCAUCGUUUGUUUUAAUUAAUUUUUGAAAGUUUAAAAAUAAUUGCUUUAAGCGUUUUUUUAACUUUAUGGUCUUAUUCUUUUCGUAAACGUCUUUUAGGUUUUACUGUAAUCAAGCAAUAUAGAAAUCUUGUGAAUUAAACAAAACGGAGCGUGACGUGGGAGUGUGUGAACAUGAGAGUUAUUCAUGUGUUGCCAAACCAUAGUCGGGAAUAAACACGUGAAUCAACUGGUUGGGGUUAUUUUGUUUUUUUAAUAACAUUGAUGCUAUUGUGUUCCUAAUUAAUGGGAAUUCCACAAUAGGAACAUUUGCAGAAUGCCAUGUAGUUUAUUGUAUUGUUGUGGAAUACUCUGGCAAAGAACGAUUUUUGAUUAUUGUUGUUGUUUUUCGAAACAGCAUUUUAGCUUGGAUGCAAGUGACUUAUUAACUCCUUUUAUAUUCAAUCAGAACCCCUAAGACCUCAGUGAAGGGGGCUGAGCAAAAUAGAAAGAAGCCCUCAGAGAGCAGAGUGUCUAACAAGGCCCUUUCAGGUGUGUAAAAAUAAAAAGUGUGCUUGGAUCUUAUUUAACAAAGAAAAGAGUAAGUUGUUCAUAUAAAGAGGCUUAAGUAGCAUACGUUUCUGCAGUUGCUGCACCAGCUAUGCUCUAGCUCUGCUAUACUAACCCUGACUGAAAUUAAUGCAAAGCAUAGUUGUGAUCACCCAACUGCAUGAAUACAAUAGAUUCAUUUUAGUCCACUUGCACACUCCAGCAUAAUCACACUUGGAAAAGCUUCAGAUACAGAGCAUUCCUAAUUUUUUUAAUGGUAUGUAUUCCUGUUUUGCAUAGAUAACCUAGAUAACCUGCAAUUAAUACUCUUGGGGUGCCUGAAUACUAUUGUGCUUUAAAAUAAAUAAACUUCCUGGCUGAAACACAUGUACACUCCUCACUUACAUUAUUGUGCAUGAUUGCUCCAUAUGUAAAUAUAUAUUGUUCCAUAAAUAUACACAUGUAUAUUUAUAAAUAUAUAUGUGUAUGUGUGUGUAUAUAUAAUAUGGUAAGUAAAAAGUAUUGUUUUACCAUAUAUUCUACUAAUGAUGCUGUGCAUGCCUAUUGUUUUUGAGGUCCUGUAGACUGAAGAGUUUAAAGAGGUAAAUUUUUAUCUGCAAAAAAGGAGGGUAAAAUAAUGCAGAAAGAAUCCUCCCGCUUUUUCCAUUGCGGCUAGCUUAUUCUGUUUUCACAGUCGUGCCGUGAAUACCUUGCGUCAGGUAUUCAUCCUGACAAUUUAAGAAGCUAUUCAUCCUCUUAAAACACGAAUUUUACUUAUUUCAGCUAUUUAUAUCCUCCCUUAGUUGAAGGUUCUCAGGUUAGCUCUUCCGUAAGGAACAAUGGGCACCAAUGGAAGCAGGAAUACAAAGACCGGCGGUAAAUCAAACCAGCUUGUCACAGUUCCCAAACGCUAUAGGAAGCAGUUGUGCAUUUGAAUAAUGGUGUAUCGGGCGCAGAAAUGGACGAGGACUCUGCCAGUAACAGGAGAGGCCCACCUGUUGUCACCUGUGCCACCCAUUCCUUCCUCUCCCCCGUCCUGAGGCUCCUGCCUCCUUGGAUGGGAGAGAGGUAGCAAAGGACAUGGGCUGGCGUUGUGCCCUCUGAGUAUUUGAAUAAACACUUGAUAAAUGCCACUGAUUUAGUGCUUUGUCCAAUGCUGGUCCUGUGGCAAACAGAUAGGUAUAGAAAGCAUUCCUUAGUGGUAGAAAAGCCCAAGAUCACUGAAUUGCACCAUAUGCUACUGUCAUUUCCUCCACUUUGAGCAUUGCACGUAGUUCUCCAUCGUUUGUUUUGAAAUCUUUUAAUCGUGCAAUAAUAAUUAUUUUAUUUCUUACGUGCAUUUCUUUUCCACUUCCGUAGUUGAAAGCUGAUCAUCGUUUGUCUUUCUGAAAAUUAGACCUAUAGGCUUAACAUGCACAAAUGAUCCAAACCUGUGGGUAUAUUAGGAUCAUUUCAAGCCCCCACCCCCCCACCUGGACUUGGAAGUUCACUGGGUAAUCUUGGGCCAGUCACUGCCUCUCAGAGCCGAACCUGCCUCACAGGAUUGUUGUGACGAUUAAAUGUUGGGGUGGGGGGGGGGAGGACUGCGUGCACCAAAGACCAAAAUAGCUGAAUCAAGGCCCAAACAACCAUACAAGCAGCCAGUCAUCCAGUUCAUCCUGCCUGAUUGAGCAUCCAAGCCCAAGUGAGGAAAUAACUCCUCCCCUGGGAGAGACCAACUCUAGUCUCUUCUUCCAAACUGAAGGAUGGGGCAAACACGUCCCUGCCAAGCACAAGAAUGCUGGUGUUCCAAGUGAAGCAAAAGUCAAUUUUUCUUAGUGAAUUUUGUUUUCCAGGACGUAGCAUGUGUGACACUUCCUCCUAAAAGGUCACAGGGGUUUUGAAUAAUUUUACACAGAUCACAAACUCAUGCUCUCUUUUUACUCAUGUGCGCUUCCAAUGUUUUGAUCCAUCUGCUGUUGCCUGAGCUUUCUGCUAUUUCAAGACUCUGCAGUUAGAAUUUAAACAAAGGAAUAUUUCUGGAUUUUAGAUACUUUUUAUGGCUCUUAUCAGGUGUGUUUUCUGCACUUAAUGUGAAGGCGUGGAUUUCCAAUGCAGUCAUACCUUGGAUCCUGAACACCCUGCAACUCAGAUGUUAUGGCUCCUGAACACCAUAAACCCAGAAGUGAUUGUUCCACUUUGCGAACGUUCUUUUGGAACCCGAACAUCCAGCAGGGCUUCCGUGGCUUCUGGUUGGCUGCAGGAGCUUCCUGCAGCCAAUCAAAAGCCUCGACUUGGUUUUCAGAUGUUUUGGAAGUCGAAUGGACUUCCGGAACGGAUUCCAUUCGACUUCCAAGGUACGGCUGUACUAUGGAUAUAGAAGGCUGUUGCCCGUUCCAUCUGAUAAAGCCUUCUUGGUGUGGACCUGUCCUGCUUACUUGAAGUUCAGUUAUUGAGCGCUGAAGCAGCUGCUACUUACAACUGACAACAGAAGAAACUGAAAAAUGGCUCUUCAGUAUUGAUAACUAUUUUUUGCCAUGCAUUUAUGCACAGCGUGGUUAGUUUUCACAUAACUUUUUGAAGGUGUUUAUACAAUUACAGUUUUGAAAUGCAGAUUUAUAAAGGGAUAGUUCAUCUGCGUCGGCAUUAUUACUGCUUGCUUAUAACACGCAGUAGGCAUUUUAAAUAAGUAACACUUCAGUUAAAAAAUGUUCUUUCCUCUUUGCUUUUAGGAGUAUAUGCCGGAAAAACCCAAAGAAAGAAGCCAAAUGUUGUGACAACUUAAGAAGGCAGCAUUCUCUUGGCUAAGCGGUUGAUCUGUCUGUAAAUGUUCUCCACUGGUUCUGGUCUUCCUGCUGUCACACAUGAUGCUUUGAAUCAGCAAGGAUACGUUUUGUGAUACGAGAUUUCUCAGAGAUAGUUGCCAGAAUGAAAAGCGAACUGGACAGCACAACAAACUUGAAGAAGCAUUUAUCCUGCAUGUUUCAACCCUCUCAUGUAUCCAUUAACUUAUACUCAAAACUGUAAUCUACAUUGUGCAUCCUCAGGAAAAUAUGUAUGUGGUGAUUCUUAGGAGAACAUUUUUGCAGACUUGAACCUGUGCUGCACUCUUUAUAGUGCAGCAAAUGAACUCAAAAUGGCAGUUUGUACAUUCUGCAUUAACAGUUGUCUAUAUCGUUCUGUAUAUUUAAUUAAACAUUCAGCUUCAGCUGUGUUGAUUGUCUUUGGCAGCUGCCAUGCUUUUAACCAUGCAUAGCCUUGCCUCAAGUCUAAGCCACUUUGGCCCCACUGAAAGUCAGUGAGGCAAAUUUUGGCCUUUCAUUGCAGCAAGAAGUGUCAAGCAUUUCUGGUGGCUGGCACUGUUAGCUUUGCAGCAUAAAUACAGGUUGCUGCUUUCACCUGCCAUGGUAAAUUGGAUUUUUGUAGUAGGCAAAUUUGAAUGUGCAGUCAGCACCCCCAUCAAAGCUUUGAAUUGCCAGUUUCCCUCCCUAAAUACGAAGAGGACAAAAGUGUAUAUAAAAUAUAGUAACAACAGUUAUUUAGGAGGCUUCUUUUGCUACUACACGUUUGUCUUUUGUAUAUAUAUUUUUCUCUAAAUGAAAGGUUUUGGAUUUUUUUUAUGAAGAAAAUGAUACUCUUUCCUCCCAUUUGGGGGACAGGAUUGUAGCAAACUCCUUUUGGUUUCUGAGGGCUAAUCCUCCAAGAAAUUCUGCUCUUGCUGUUACUGAGGAAUAAGAAAUAUUUGUAAGAAUAAUGAGUGAAUUUUGCAACUUGGCUUUGGCCUUAAAUCCAGCUGGAUUCCCAGAAAGUGAAAUUCUUACAUUACCAAAGCCAUGUCUGAAAAAGGGACAUAUUUAUGUAAGUUAUUUGUACUUGCGGUUUUAGACACGAGAUGAAUUAUUUAGAUCUUGGUGUGACUAUGAUAUGCCGAAUCAAAUGCAGUCAUGUUGAGAAAUGUAUCGAUCUAAUCUGCCAACUGGCAUUAGAUAAUUGUGCUAUAGCUUAUUCAGUGCACAGAGAACUAUUAAACUUGAUUAUAUGAUAUUGAAUUGGUAUUAAUAUUAUGUUAAAUAUUCAGCGCUUCAGAUCUGGCACUACAGUUCUGGCUCAAAAUAUUAUUCAACAUAAAUUGAAAAAGGGUUAAAUUAACAAUUGGGGGUGACUUUACAUACACACAUCUAUUUAUUCAUAUGGGGAUGGGUGUAAACCUAUUCAUUAGCUGUAUCUUCUAAUGCUCUUCUAUAUCAUGCAGUAUUUUAAACUGAUCUUGUUGGAGAGGCAACCAUUUUGAUUCAAGAGGAUGUGGUGGUGGCGUAGCCAACUGCUCAGCAGUCCUCCAAGCACAGCCUUGUCUCUUGCAGGCUACCUGUUAAAAGGUUCCUUUUGGUUAAUUUACGCAGUGCAAUGCAAACACUUCUAAUUUAUUAGAUUUCUAAGUAGUUCUUAGAGCUUACUUUUGGCUCAUAAAACUUUUGCAUGACUUGAAUGUUUUUUAAGAGGAGGGGGGGAAUAGCAUAAGACUUGACAAGCUAAAUGAAUUUUAAGAUUUGCAGAUGUUGCCUUGUAGAUUAGAAAUACACUACCGUUUAAUAGAUAUGCCAGUGCUAAUUUUUUUUUUGCUAGAACUUGUUCGUUGUGUGCUGUGAUGUUAAUUCAGAAGUAAAAAUUCUGUAAAUAGAAGUAAGUUUUAACAUAAAAAGUACAGAUCAAUUGUUACUUUGUUCAGAUACUCUAAGUACACUUUUUAUUUUUAUUUUAUUUUUUAUUAUUUUAAAGUCAACUAAAAUGUAAAUGUUUCACCUGUCAUUAGGCCUUCUAUUUACAAGUGCCAGGAUCGCUUUUGUAAUUUGAUAUAUUUUAUAUUUAUUUAUUAUAUUAAUUUUCAGUUCACUUUUUUAUUUUGAGUGGAAUGCAAUAUUAUAAAAUGUAUUUUUGUACUUUUCCUUUUCACCCGUUUUGCUUUUUUCCCCCUUAAGCAUAUUGCACAAUAAAACUUUUUUUUAUCUUUAAA